Triticum turgidum subsp. durum (durum wheat) is the source of this 963-nucleotide messenger RNA. NCBI's taxonomy places the organism in Eukaryota, Viridiplantae, Streptophyta, Magnoliopsida, Poales, Poaceae. The record is from the annotation of a GenBank genome assembly.
AUGGAUUGCUUCCCUCUCACUGAAACCAAGCUCUUCUUCACCGACAGCUCCGCGAGCAUCUUCCGCUUCGAUGCCGACACCCACUGCAUCGACACCAUGCCCAGCCUCCACAUGCCCAAGUCCGACCCCUUGUCCUUCUCCAUCCCUCCAAAUCCGACCACCUCCAAGGAAGGCGAAGGCGAAGGCGGAGGCCUCUACAUCAUGGACAGGAUCCUCAGGCCCAACAAGGAGGGUCAGGUCCAGUUUGAGUCUAUCUCGUACCGCAGGCGCUGCAACCACUCCAGCAAGGCCUGGCACUGCGACGCCCUCCCGCCGCCGCCUUUCGUCCACGACCCGGCCUACAAACAAGCCUCCAUCUACUCCUAUGCCCUGGUUGGUGGCCACACCAUCUGUAUCUCCAUCAGGGGCGUCGGCACCUACUGCUUUGACACGCUGGCUUGCGAGUGGAGCAAGGCUGGCAACUGGCUCAUGCCGUUUCAUGGCAGGGCGGAGUAUGACCCGGAGCUCGGCCUCUGUCUUGGCGUCUCUGAGCGCAACAUCCACCUCCCCUGCGUCGCCGACAUCUCCGGUGUCCUCAGAGGGGAGGAGCCGCUGCCGGAGCACACUCGAAUCUGGGAGGAUACUGACAUGCCAGAGGGGUGGUACCCGCACAGUCAGUGCUCCACCGAAGUUGUCAGCCUGGGUUCAGGCAGGUUUUGCGUCACCAACUUCGUUGAAACUAAGGACUUCGAUGAGCGCUGCGGCCAUUCGUUGGUUGACGACAUAUUUGCUGUCUUCACCGGCAUGGAGCUAGUGUUACCCGGCAAUGACAAUGAUGAGGGCAAAGCCAACAGCAACAGCAAGGGCGACUCCAAAGGCAAUGCCAAUGGGAACAGCAACGGGAUUGCUGGUGUGCGUAUGAUUAAGCAUAAAUCCAGAUCUUGCAGGAGUCACGGAACCAACUUGAUCAAGUCUGUGCUCUGA